This is a messenger RNA of Dictyostelium discoideum AX4, 165 nucleotides long. RefSeq lists its product as hypothetical. The coding region runs from base 1 to 165 and encodes 54 amino acids. The transcript is spliced from 2 exons. NCBI's taxonomy places the organism in Eukaryota, Evosea, Eumycetozoa, Dictyosteliales, Dictyosteliaceae. The record is from RefSeq and is a predicted model, not a curated record.
AUGUUCCCAAAUAGUAACGGCCCAAACAAGAUGAAAGCACUUGUUGCCCCAUCGAAUUCAUCUACCACAUCCAAAACAAAUAACAACAAUUUACCCCCAAAUGGAAGAUCAAGUUUUUGGUCCAUAAAACAGUAUAGUGAAACCGGAUUACCUAUUUACAUUUAA